Molecule: messenger RNA, 1266 nt
Organism: Didymodactylos carnosus
Lineage: Eukaryota; Metazoa; Rotifera; Eurotatoria; Philodinida; Philodinidae
Source: the annotation of a GenBank genome assembly
AUGACAACAAUUUUUCUGAUACUGACAACAUGCUUUACAAUUUAUGGAAUUACAUUUGUUGUUAUCGGUGCUUGGAUUCAGAACAAGUAUCAGCCUAAUCAACUUCUACAAGACGGAAGAGUUAUUAGUGGAUGGUUUGCCUCAUUUAUUAUAACAGUGACAGGAUUCAAUCAAAACGGUUUAGCCCCAUGGUCUGAUAGUCUAGCACGAUUUGCUGAAGAUGUAUCAUUUCCAACGGUUCAAACACGUAUUUACCUUUUGAUCACAUCACUCUUAUAUAUCACUGGUGUUAGUAUAUCACUCAUAUUAGAUUUGAAUAACAAUAAUUUUGCUCAAUAUUCGGGAGACAAGCAAUUUCUCAUCUUUCUGUUUCACACUGGUAUGACACGCUUUGCCGGCUUCACUACCAUCGAUAUUAGUUCUUUAGCAGCAGGAACAUUGAUUGUUUAUCUAUUACUCAUGGCAGUUAAACCACAAAUGUUAUGUAGCAUGGACGAAACACCCUUUGAACUUGAAUGGGUUGCGCUGAAAACUCAGGAAGAGGUGAAUAAAAAAAUAAAGCCUUUACGACAUGUCGAUCAAGAAGAAGAAAUACAUGUUGAACGGGAUCGACGUUCAUCACUAGAUUUGGCAUUUCCUAUCCGUCAGAUGAAUCGAUUUUUGCGUAGACAAUCAUUACAAGUUAAACUGAUGGCAAAAGAUCAUUAUUCCACUGAAGCCAAAAAUCGAUCGAAUACAAGAGAGAACGAUAAGAUUAGUAUGACGAAGAAACAUGACGUGAGAAGAGAGCCGCCUGUUGAUAUAGCGUGGAUUCGUCUCCGCUUAUUCUUUGUAUUUUUUAGCCGUAAAAUAAUCACUUAUACAUUUGAUUUCCUAAUUGGUACACGUACGUGGUUGUUUUUGUUCAUCUUUUUGAUAUGUUGUUUUGAAUCCUAUCACAUGAGUCCGGUGGAUGAAAAUAUCACCGUAUUCAAAAUUAUAUUUGAAAUCAUCAGUGCAUUUGGGACGUGUGGACUCACGUUAGGCUAUCCAAAUGUCAGUUCGAGUUUUGUUUCGAUUUUAACGACGCCAAGCAAAAUUAUUUUGAUUAUAACAAUGCUAAUGGGACAACAUAGAGGAUUACUUGACUCGAUGAAAGAUCAAGAAAAAAUUGAUUGUACUGCAGCGAAGCUCCUGGAUAUUUGGAAACAAGCAGUUUUGGAGGAAAUAAACGAUGCUGGCGAACCGAAUUUAGAAGUUGUUACACCACAGAAUCAUCGAUUUUAG